This is a messenger RNA of Uncinocarpus reesii 1704, 459 nucleotides long. RefSeq lists its product as uncharacterized. Lineage: Eukaryota; Fungi; Ascomycota; Eurotiomycetes; Onygenales; Onygenaceae. Bases 1 to 459 code for a protein of 152 amino acids. The transcript has a single exon. The record is from RefSeq and is a predicted model, not a curated record.
AUGUCGUCCCGGCUCGUUUUAAAUCGAUCAACCGCUUAUGUUGUGACUCGAGUGAUUUAUGGAGCGUCAAUCCGCCCAAUUACUCGUUUUCAAUGCUUUACCACGCGCCCAAAUAUUCCCCGAAUUGCCGAGCCAGCAGUAUGGACAGCUAUGAUCCCAAAGUUCCUGCGUCGCGACAGGAGCCAGCAGGGUAGCUCUAAGAAAAGGGGAUGGAAUCCUGCAACCUAUUUUAUCGUUAUGUUUAUACUCGUAGGCUCGCAAGCCCUUCGAAUGGUUCAAAUCAAGAAUGAUUACGCGAAUUACGCCCGGAGCACGGAAGCGAAAAUAAGGGUGCUGAGAGACGUGAUCGAGAGACUUCAGAAGGGAGAGGAUGUUGAUGUCAGAAAAGUGCUUGGGACAGGGAAUGAAGUCGCUGAAAGGGAAUGGGAAGAAGGUAGGAAAUGGGAUCCUGCUCGUUAG